This is a messenger RNA of Lotus japonicus, 1701 nucleotides long. RefSeq names its product ATPase GET3B-like. Gene Ontology annotation, biological process: post-translational protein targeting to endoplasmic reticulum membrane. The record is from RefSeq and is a predicted model, not a curated record. The transcript has 12 exons. NCBI's taxonomy places the organism in Eukaryota, Viridiplantae, Streptophyta, Magnoliopsida, Fabales, Fabaceae. Bases 127 to 1350 code for a protein of 407 amino acids. Gene Ontology annotation, molecular function: ATP hydrolysis activity; ATP binding. Gene Ontology annotation, cellular component: GET complex.
UUUUCCCCUUGUUGGAACAAGGAAAACCUCAAAACAGAGACGGUGUGAGAGUGAAAGAGAGACCAAACCAUAAAAACCAAACCAAAGUGUUAAGGAUUACGUAUACAACAACAACAACAGCAAGCAAUGGCUUCAUGUUACUCUGCUACUUCAUCUUCUCUUCGCACAACGAACUCCAUGGCCAUGGCCAUCAAGGGUGUCCUCUCCUUCGCUCCCUCCUCACCUCCUCUCCUUCAUCUUCCCCAGAACUUCACCUUUGUUUCAUUCCGUGCUUCCCCAAAACCCCCCACCAAGCCUCUUCAAGUGAGAUCGGUGGCUGCUCCUGCAGAAGCUGUAGCAGGGUUUGAUGACAUGGUUUCUGGGACUGAGAGGAAGUAUUACUUGCUAGGUGGGAAAGGUGGGGUAGGGAAGACCAGUUGUGCUUCUUCGCUUGCUGUUAAAUUUGCCAACAAUGGUCACCCCACUCUUGUGGUUUCCACUGAUCCAGCACAUUCUUUGAGCGAUUCUUUUGCACAGGAUUUGACAGGCGGGCUAUUGGUUCCAGUGGAAGGACCUGAUUCUCCGCUUUUUGCUCUUGAAAUAAACCCCGAGAAGGCUAGGGAAGAGUUUCGAAAUGCAGCCAAAACAAAUGGUGGAAGUGGUGGAGUCAAAGACUUCAUGGAUGGAAUGGGUCUUGGAAUGAUUGUAGACCAGCUGGGAGAGCUAAAACUUGGAGAGUUACUGGAUACACCUCCUCCUGGACUGGAUGAAGCUAUUGCAAUUUCCAAGGUCAUUCAAUUUCUUGAAUCACCAGAAUAUAGCAUGUUUACUCGUAUAGUAUUUGACACGGCACCUACGGGUCAUACAUUGCGGUUAUUGUCCUUACCUGAUUUCUUGGAUGCCUCCAUCGGGAAGAUACUAAAGCUAAGACAAAAGAUAGCUUCUGCUACCUCAGCAAUCAAAUCCGUUUUUGGACAAGAAGGAACUCGACAGGAUGCUGCAGACAAAUUGGAGAAACUUAGGGAGAGGAUGAUAAAAGUGCGUGACCUAUUUCGUGACACGGAUUCGACAGAAUUUGUCAUUGUUACAAUCCCCACGGUGAUGGCAGUUAGUGAGUCAUCUAGAUUGAGUGCAUCCUUGAAGAAGGAAAGUGUUCCUGUGAAGAGACUUAUCGUCAAUCAGAUUCUUCCACCAUCUGCAUCUGAUUGCAAGUUUUGUUCUAUGAAAAGAAAGGAUCAGACGCGUGCUCUUGAUAUGAUUCAGAAUGACCCAGAACUCUCCUCCUUAUUGAUGAUUCAAGCACCCCUUGUUGAUGUAGAGAUAAGAGGUGUUCCAGCUCUCAAAUUUCUGGGUGACAUAAUUUGGAAAUGAUCAAUACAGUAAUUGGCGUAAUGAUCAGUUUUAUGGAGAACCAUAGACUCGCGGCGCAUGAUAUUUAUAGUGAAGUUGUAGAGCUGCUGAGAUAUUCAAGUUCUAGGUGCUGGCAGUACUUAACACUUAACAGGCAGUGACUUCCAAUAUUUACAAGCUAGAACCAGAAAAUUACUUGGUUUUUUUCCAUUAAAAACACAUUUUAUUGUAAAUUUACUUAAACUUCUUUUUGGUCUCUCAAGAGAAUGUUUACUUGUAUAUGUGUCACACACACAAGAAAGAACUACAUUAAACAAAUGUAUGAUCGGUUUUCUGAGAUACAAUUGCACUUUGACUGUGGUUUGAUAUCAA